AUAACUCAAUUCUAAUGUAGAUGAUGUGGCUUUUGGUUCGUUCUGCUUGGAUAUUGCAUGUCAGCAACAGCAAGCGGAGGGUUGCAUCUAUUGCUGCACUUUUGUCAUCUGUCCUGCACACUUCUGUGUUUGCUGAUGAGGGGAUGCAUGUAAUUGACAAUGCACCUGGACCUCUCAAGUGGUUUGUUGAAAAUAUUCUCGAGGAAGGUACAAAAAGUCCUCGAACAAUUCGUCUUACAGCAUUGCAUUUAACAGGGCUGUGUCUUGCACAUCCAAGGAUAAUUAAGUAUUACAUAAAAGAACUAAAGCUGCUUACACUCUAUGGUUCUGAUUUUGUUCCAACAGUUGCAUUUGAUGAAGAUUUUGAAGCUGAAUUAGCUGAAAAUCGUGAUGCAAGGACAGAAGUUUCAUUAUUGGCUAAAAGUCCGGAUCCUGAGUUGACUGAAGCAUUUAUUAAUACAGAAUUGUUUGCACGUGUGUCUGUUGCCGUUCUAUUCUACAAGCUGUCUGAUUUGGUGGGGUCAGCAAAUGAAAAUGAAGAUUGCUCUGCUGCUCUUGAAUCUGGCAAAUUGUUUCUGCUAGAGCUUCUUGAAUCAGUGGUAAAUGACAAGGACCUUGCAAAGGAGUUGUACAAAAAGUACAGUGGGAUCCAUAGGCGUAAAAUACGUGCUUGGCAAAUGAUAUGUGUUUUAUCAAGAUUUGUCGAGGAUGAUAUAGUUGGGAAAGUUACAAGCAGCUUGCACAUAGCCUUUUAUAGAAACAACUUGGCUGCAGUUCGGCAAUACUUGGAGACAUUUGCAAUUAAUAUUUACUUGAAGUUUCCUUCAUUGGUUGGGGUACAAUUAGUUCCAAUAUUAAGAGACUAUGACAUGAGGCCACAGGCACUUUCUUCCUAUGUGUUCAUAGCAGCUAAUAUCAUCCUCCAUGCGUCUAAGGCAUUUCAAGCCAGACAUUUGGAUGAAUUGCUUCCCCCUAUAGUUCCAUUGUUAACCUCUCAUCACCACAGCUUGCGGGGUUUUACUCAGUUGCUAGUCAACCAAGUGUUUUUAAAAUAUUUUUCUCAAUUGGACUUUGGAGCCUCUGAAACUGUGCCUUUGGAGAAAAGGUGCUUUGAAGAUCUGAAAUUAUACCUGGCAAAAAACCCUGAUUGUAGUCGAUUACGAGCAUCAAUGAAAGGAUAUCUUGAUGCCUAUAAUCCCAUUAUCUCCAGUACUCCAGCUGGAAUUUUUGUCGACCGGGUUGAGGAACUUCAGUUUGAAUGCGUUCCAACAUCCCUCUUGGAGGAAGUGCUAAACUUUCUAAACGAUGUCAGAGAGGACCUCAGAUGUUCAAUGGCAAAGGACAUUAUAACUAUCAAGAAUGAGAGCUUAAAAAUUGGUAAAGAUCCUAACUACAGGAGAAUAUUACCUAGUGCAGAACCACAUAAAGAAACAUUGCUUGAUUUUCAGAAGAAAAUUAUUCCUGACAAACAUGAGAAAGAAGAGGCUGAAUCAAGUUCCAUUUUGUUACGCAAUGAAGCAUACAAACAGCUUUUAGAAAUGGAAAAGGAGGAUGAACUUCUUGAUCAGUCAAUUCAAUAUAGAAUUUUGGCCAUGGAAAGAAUAAGAGCAAGUCGGCAACAUUUUAUCCUUGUAGCUUCAUUCCUCGAUCGAAUACCGAACCUUGCUGGUUUGGCACGGACAUGUGAGGUAUUUAAGGCAUCAGGAUUAGCCAUUGCAGAUGCAAGCAUAUUACAUGACAAACAAUUCCAACUCAUCAGUGUGACAGCAGAGAAGUGGGUUCCCAUCAUAGAAGUCCCUGUAAAUAGCGUGAGGUAUUUUCUAGAAAAAAAGAAGCAAGAAGGCUUUUCUAUCUUGGGAUUGGAGCAAACAGCCAAUAGUGUGGCCCUUGAUCAGUAUGUUUUUCCUAGAAAAACGGUCCUGGUUCUUGGGCGGGAAAAGGAGGGUAUACCCGUUGAUAUAAUCCAUAUGCUGGAUGCUUGUGUUGAGAUUCCGCAAUUGGGAGUGGUUAGGUCGCUCAACGUUCAUGUCAGUGGAGCCAUUGCGCUUUGGGAGUAUACUCGACAGCAAAGAUUUCAAUAGUUCCUCAAUUUUGACAGUAUUUUCAUGUUUUGAAGCAUAUUUUCAUGAUGCCUUCAGUGCUUACGAGCAAGAGACUGACUAUGUUGCUUCUGAAAUUCAUUUGUAUAAUAUGUCCAGUUGCAAUGUUGUAAUAUUAGAUCAGCCCUUCUUGUUUAAGUGUAUGAAAUGGGGGUAAAGAAAAAUUGCAUUA
Molecule: messenger RNA, 2271 nt
Organism: Hevea brasiliensis (rubber tree)
Lineage: Eukaryota; Viridiplantae; Streptophyta; Magnoliopsida; Malpighiales; Euphorbiaceae
Exons: 17
Coding region: 21-2081 (686 amino acids)
Biological process (GO): tRNA methylation
Molecular function (GO): tRNA (guanine) methyltransferase activity; RNA binding
Source: RefSeq, a predicted model, not a curated record